Molecule: messenger RNA, 1427 nt
Organism: Aspergillus japonicus CBS 114.51
Lineage: Eukaryota; Fungi; Ascomycota; Eurotiomycetes; Eurotiales; Aspergillaceae
Product: acyl-CoA thioesterase
Exons: 2
Coding region: 272-1345 (357 amino acids)
Source: RefSeq, a predicted model, not a curated record
GAUAAGCAAUCAAGCCUCCACGUGCCUCGGCUCAACACGUUAUCUCCAUCGCGUCUCAUUUUUGGGAACUGCAUCUCUCAGGGGACGAGCACCUGUUUAUCCCGGCGACAGGGUUUCGACUGUCAUUAUUUUCUUCAGACAGGCGGCGUUGUCGUUAGUUACGUCUGUCUCACUGAGACGCCUUGACGCUAGCUUGUUUUCUCUUUCUCAUCGAUGGUAACUGGGAUCUAUAGCAUAGCUAGCUAGCUAGCGAUAAUCGACCACUGUCAACAUGGCUUCCCUGUCCACUCUGUCCCACUUCCUGCAGGAAUGCAUCUCAUCUCUUCUCACCUGGAAAGCACUAGCACUGUUCCUCGCACUGAUCAACCUGAAGAACCUGCCUCUGGUCUGGCAUGCCCGCCUCGCCCACCACCUCUACCGGAACAUCCGGCGCACCCCGCAAGACCCGCACCAUCCAGCAUCCACCCACCCGCCGCCGCACGCGACGCACCCGAUCUUCCUCCCGCUGACCAUCAGCUCGCGCACCCCGAUCCUGGAAACCGACUACAACUUCCACAAGUCCAACAGCACCUACUUCUCCGACCUGGACAUCGCCCGCACCGCCCUGGCCACCCGCAUCUUCACCCCGGGGUCCCGCCUCGUGAACCGCGAUCUCGACGCCGAGCUCGCUUCUGCAUCAGCAUCAUCCGGAAAGGCGGAGAAGCAACAGCCCAAGGGCGGAAGCAAACUCGGACUGUACAUCGCCCUGGGCAGCGUGUUCUGCAGCUUUAAGCGCGAGAUCAAGCCCUUCGAGCGGUACGAGAUCACCUCGAGGGUGAUCAGUUGGGAUGAGAAGUGGGUGUAUAUGAUUAGUUACUUUGUACGGCCGCAGGCUGGGGGUAAGGGGACGGGGAAGGGGAGGUUGUUGGCUACCGCGCUGAGUAAGUAUGUGGUUAAGAAGGGGCGGGUGACCGUGCCCCCUGAGAGGGUGCUCAGGGCCAGUGGGUUCUUGCCGGAGAGGCCGGCGGGGUCGGUUGCUUCUUCGGCGGGUGGGGGUGGGAGCUUGACGCCGGGGGACAGUGGGAGUGAGGAGGGGCAGCUGCUGGAUGAGGGGAUUACGGCCACGGGGACGGCCACGGGAACGGCCACGGGGGUGGAUGCGGCGGUUGUGAGGGAGGUGUUGUUGGAUGCCGGGGGUGGUGAUGAUGCGGUGAAGGAGGAGCAGAGGGAGAGGAAUGUUCAUUCGUGGAAUGAGGAGGAUUGGCCGUGGGAGAGGAUCGAGGAGGAGAGGCUGCGUGGGUUGAGGGUUGUGGAGGGCUAUGCUGGGUUGGAUGCGAAGCUGUUUGAGGAGUGGGGUGGGGAGUGAGGGGAUGUUUGCAUAUAGAUAGACUUAGAUUUCGGGUUUUCCUUUUUGGGAGUCGAUGUAGAAUGUAUAAUUUGAACUUCAC